AUGUCAUCCUACAACCCACAGACAGAACUGUGGCUUGAACGAUCUCGUCUUGAUGGAAUGGUGUUAGCGGGUGUAUCUUACGGCAUAUACUUUCUCCUUACAGUCCAAGCCUGGAUCGCUCUUAUGCAGCGGCCUCGAUAUGGGGGUAAAAUUGCGGGCCAUCGUCGCGUGCUUCUUUUUUACAUCUUCAUCACGUUCGUGCUGGAGACGAUAAGCUUUGCUGCGAAUGCAAGAUAUACGGAGAUGAUUUGGAUAGAUCUUCGUGAUACGCCUGGCGGUCCGCUUACGCUAAUCGAAAACGAAAUGGCUUAUAGUAUUAAUGUUGUGGCUCUUUCCACUGGUCACAUCCAGGAGUGGUUUAUGCAAGCUCUACUUCUUCACCGAUGUUUUGUGAUAUGGAAUUGGGCAAGAUCCGUGGUGAUCCCGAUGAUCACACUCUAUAUUGCCAUGAUCGUAAUGUCUAUUCUCGUACAAAUCAAGGCGAGCACCGGUGCUGUACUUUACAAUAUCAACUUCUUGCUUGCCUACCUCUGCAUGGAGGUGGGACUUACUGUAAUUUAUACCAUUCUCGUGGCGAAUCGUUUACUUGCCAUGCGAAGCCAGAUGAGGCACGUCCUAGCUCAGUAUGAUUCUAAUACCUAUGCUACCAUCGUCCUCAUGGUCAUCGAGUCCGCCGUGUUAUACUCUGUCUUCGCUAUUAUUUUUAUAGUUGCCUUUGCUCUGCAUUCUAAUGGUGUCUCUACUCUAUGCUUCCUGUCUAUUGGCCAAGUCCAGGGCAUUGCCCAAUUGUUCAUCAUCAUUCGUGUUGCACGAGGGCGGGCAGUGACACGCGAGUGGUCGACUCAAAUUACUGCAGCACCUACGACACUAGUAUUCUCAGGAACUGUGUCGAACGCAACAGUUGGAAUCAACGAUGAACUAAUAGCUAUGCCACAGCAGGACAUUGUUCAACUGUGUUUUGCUUCUACGAAGGCGGCAGAAGUAGAUGUGUAG
Molecule: messenger RNA, 993 nt
Organism: Suillus paluster
Lineage: Eukaryota; Fungi; Basidiomycota; Agaricomycetes; Boletales; Suillaceae
Exons: 6
Coding region: 1-993 (330 amino acids)
Source: RefSeq, a predicted model, not a curated record